Messenger RNA from Pyricularia grisea, 789 nucleotides. RefSeq lists its product as uncharacterized. Gene Ontology annotation, molecular function: ureidoglycolate hydrolase activity; ureidoglycolate lyase activity. Gene Ontology annotation, biological process: allantoin catabolic process. Bases 1 to 789 code for a protein of 262 amino acids. The record is from RefSeq and is a predicted model, not a curated record. NCBI's taxonomy places the organism in Eukaryota, Fungi, Ascomycota, Sordariomycetes, Magnaporthales, Pyriculariaceae. The transcript has a single exon.
AUGCCGAUCACCCUAAGGCUUGACAACAAAACUGCCCCUCGGGAAGUCGUCGCCGUCCCGCUAACUGCGGCGGCAUUUGCCCCGUUCGGCGACGUGGUGCAGAAUCCACGGCCAGACCUCCAUCCGUCAGACUUCACACCCGCCGGCCACGAUGCACCACAUAAUCCGGUGGGGGCGAACCAGGGCUUCGCCAUCAAGUAUCAGCACCCGACGCGGCCACUGAACCUGUACCCGCAGGCGCCGAGUCGCGAGCCUGGCGUCGCCGUGGUCAACGUCUUUGUGUGCGCGGCUCGAAAGAUCGACGACGCCGGGUUUCCCAUCCAAGUGCUGGAGAGGCACCCCUUUACCACGCAGACCUUCACGCCGAUGUCCCGCGAUGGGUCCGACGUGAGGUACCUCGUCAUCGUUGCGCCCAGCUUACGGGCGGGUGCUGCGGACGAGGGCCUGCCGGUGCCCUCGUCGUCCGGAUCGUCGUGGACCCAUCCUGGUAGGGGCCUGCCCGAUCUCUGUCGACUCCAGGCCUUCAUCGCGACGGGCAGCCAGGCCGUGACUUACGGGGCCGGAACUUGGCAUGCGCCCAUGGUUGCAUUGGGACCGGAAGGGACAUGUGUCGAUUUCUUCGUGACGCAGUUCGCCAAUGGCGUUGCGGUCGAGGACUGUCAAGAGGUUGUAUAUGUUCACGAUGACAAGGUCGGGGAGACAUCGGCGCUGCAGCAGGCAGUAUCUGUACACAUGCCAUCGAAACCGCCGGGUCUCUGGACGCCUCGCAGUGGUGGCGCGAGACUUUGA